ACCAGUCUACCCCGUCUUUCUAUGUUUAAAAAGUAUAAAAUGUUUAUGAUUCUGCUUCUGAUUUAAUACAAUUGUACAGACAAUUUAAGUGUGCAGACCUACAUAAGGCUUUGGGUACUUCUAAUAACUGAACAAUUAGCAAAGCAAUCAAUAUUAUUUGACUAAAUUUCUAAAUUAUUUCAAGUUGAAAUCGAUGGUUGUGUGCUACAAUUUUUAGACAUUCGUCUCAAUCAGUGUGUAUAUGUGCUAUUAUAUCAAGCCAAGCGAUAAUCGAGCACUGAUAAAUGAAAUGAAAUAUCAACAGCAACUCCACAGCUUAAUCAGGGAAGGUGUUUAAUUUGUCAGUAAGUCUGUACUGUCACAGCGCCUACUUGAUAAGCAGUGUGUGUGUGUGUGUGUGUGUGUCGACUUUUCUUAAAGAAUUAUGUCACUCGGUGUUUACUUUUGACCUGGAUCCAAGACUUCGUGUUAAAAGAAUGAGGUUUGUGACACGAUGACACUGUGUCGUGAUAGGCCUACAUGCCUAUUAAAAGUGUAUAUACUUCAGCAAGUAAAAACAUAGAUGUAUUAAUAUCUACAAUCUACCGACUUGCGGUUAUGAUAAACUAGACAGGACAACAACGACCAACUCCAGUAGUUUGUAUUUGGGUCUCCCACGCUGAAUUUUGAGAUGUGCUGGUUGUCCUGUUGUACAGGCAGUAUAGAUCCCGAGGAGGAGAUACUGUUACGUCAGAAGAAGGCCAAGAACUUCAAUGUGGCUGUUGUUGGCGACACUGGCUGCGGCAAGACCAACCUCAUCUACAGAUUUACUCGCGGGAAGCUGCCUGAAAAGGACACACCCAGCGUCCUUGACACUGAUGAGGUCGAAAUCAUCCGAAAACGAGACAAGAUCAAGCUCUAUAUUCACGACACUUCCGGUGACGAAGGCGAUGCGCGAGUGCGCAACUUGGCCUACCAGAAUAGUGACGUCAUAAUCAUCUGCUUCUCCAUCGACUCUGAAGAGUCCAGACAGAACGUUGUGGCCAACUGGCGCACGGACAUCCGGCACCUCUGCAGGGAUACACCAUUCCUUCUGGUCGGCACAAAGAGAGACACACGGGGCGAAAGAGGCACCAAAGUUGUCUCUAAAAAAGACGGCGCGAAAACGGCGAAAACAAUCGGGGCCAUAUGCUACCUGGAGUUCUCUGCCUUUGAAGGAACGCGAUCAAACCGCCAGUCUAAGGUGAUAUUUGGGCGUGCCAUUCAAGCCUGCUUGGAUAACCUUGACGACGCCCUUGAUGACAGGGGAUGUUGCUGCUGCUGAGAAGUAAACUUUGAUUGGGUUCAAAAAGUUCCCAGGAUUCAUCUCAUUCUCCUAUCUGCCUUGUGGUCCCGUCUGGGGCAUAGGCCACCAAACAGCUUUCUUUAGGCGUCUCUGUUCUGGGCGAGUCUCUCAAUUAACCCUACGUCUUGCUUAUCUACUUGUCACCUGCAUUCAGAUCUCGGCGCCUUGUAUUGCCGAGUGGCAACGCGCUUGAAUUCCGAACCGGAGGGUCCCGGGUUCGAAUCCUGGUGAAAACUGGGAUUUUGAAUUUCGAGAUCUUUGGGGCGCCUCCAAGAACUCCCAGCUCUAAUGGGUAUCUGACAUUAGUUGGGUAUAAGUAAAGGUGGUUGGUCGUUGUGCUGGCCACAUGACAUCCUCGUUAACCGUGGUUUACAGAAACAGCUGAUCAUCCAUAGAUUGGAAGGUCUGAAAGAGUAAACAUUACAUCACUGUAUUGCAUAUGCUCUUUUUGGGCACCGUGCACUAAUAGUUGCCUCCUAAGGUUGCCAGUCUUCAGCUUGUAAAUCUAAAACAAUACAUUUAGUAGGCUACAAGUCAAGAAACCCUUCCUGCUUACAUGCAACAAGGAUUCCGUUUAGACUUAUAGUGUGAAAUUUCUUUCAACCACAAUUCAUCGCAUCUGUAAGUUUCAUUGUUUAGCUCUAAUGCCUGUGUAGCAGACAACAUAUUUCCGACUCUAUGGACGUACUGGAAAUAAUAUGUAAACUCUGAAGUAAAACGUCUCAUACAGUCACAUGCACAAAAAAAAGAUACUUUAGAAACGUCUGUCCCCAAGGAUUGGGGCAUAAUAAUAAUAAAACAAAUAUCCUUGAUCCAAAAAAAA
This is a messenger RNA of Biomphalaria glabrata, 2147 nucleotides long. Its product is annotated as ras-like GTP-binding protein rhoA. Gene Ontology annotation, molecular function: GTP binding; GTPase activity. Gene Ontology annotation, biological process: small GTPase-mediated signal transduction. NCBI's taxonomy places the organism in Eukaryota, Metazoa, Mollusca, Gastropoda, Planorbidae. The record is from RefSeq and is a predicted model, not a curated record. The transcript has 4 exons. Bases 671 to 1303 code for a protein of 210 amino acids.